GUAUUGUGUAAAUGUCUAUUGUGUGUGGUAACUCCUGGGGCUGGCUGUUGGACUCUUGCACUCACAUAGAUGCGGGUUUGCAGCGCUGUGUUUGUUAUAGUGCUGGGCUUGAAAAGCCGACAUACUUCAAAAACUGUUUCAAGAUGGAAUAUUUUAAUAUUUUGAAGCCCCACGUUCAAAUUCGACACAACACAGGUAUCUUGACAAGCAGUAUUCCGUUACACACGGCAGAAAAUAGCAAUGGUGAUGAACUUGCAAAGAUUGAUCUUCAAACACGAAAGAAACGAAAAAGAAAGCAGCGUGAUCUCAAUACAGGGGAGUUAGAUGCCCAUAUUUAUCAUGGAAAGGUCAGGUCAGUGGUUCUGGAGGGCUCCCAGGCUCUUCUGGAAGCUGGACGUCAGUGUGGAUACUUGACCGAAGCUCUGAUCACACCACCCUCUGAAUCCCUGCCAACACACGAGUGCCAGCUUGCUGCCUUAUGUGACAUGGCCAAACAGCUCCCGUUAACUGACGAGUCUGUGGCACCAGUGCAGACGCUGAACGGAGAUGGUCUGGAUCCACCACUUGACCUAUUCUCAUCCAUCACAGAAAACCCAUUCGACUGUGCUUAUGAGGUCACGUUGAUGAGGGAGAAGUAUCUAUUGCCCCCCCGCAGCCGAUUCCUGUUGUCUGACAUCACACAUAUGCAUCCACUUGUCAACAGUGGAGACAAGUUUGACCUUAUAAUCCUUGAUCCGCCAUGGGAAAACAAAUCUGUCAAAAGAAGCAACAGAUACAGUUCUCUGCCAUCUUCUCAGCUCAAGCAGCUUCCUGUGCCAGCACUGGCUGCCCCAGAAUGUUUGGUGGUUACGUGGGUAACUAACCGGGCAAAGCAUCUGCGUUUCGUCAAAGAAGAGCUCUACCCAUACUGGGCAGUUGAAGUGCUAGCAGAGUGGCUCUGGGUCAAGGUGACCCGAACAGGGGAGUUUGUGUUUCCUCUGGAUUCGCAGCACAAGAAGCCUUAUGAAGUGCUGGUGCUUGGCAGGUAUCGCUCUCGCACUGACCACACAGUGAGGUGUUUAGCGGUGGAUGAGCUUCCAGAGCAGCGGCUUCUGAUCAGCGUCCCCUCAGUACUGCACUCUCAUAAGCCUUCGUUGUCAGCUGUGCUAAAGCCGUACAUUAGCCACAAGCCCAAGUGUUUAGAGUUGUUUGCCCGAAGUCUCCAGUGUGACUGGACCAGCUGGGGAAACGAAGUCAUCAAGUUCCAGCACAGCAGUUAUUUUACCAGAGAGAGGGCCGAGGAUCCGGCCAGGACAUCCCAAACACUUACACAGUAGCUCAUGGACUUUUUUUUUUUUUUACAAGAAACUAGUAUAAGAAAGUUUGUAUUAUAUACAUGGAUAUAAACUUUCAGUUCACCAUGUAAAAUGCAGUACAAUUGUGUUUUCAUCUGAAUGGUGUAUUUUAUACCAAGCAGAAACAACAAUAUUUUUGUAUAAAAAUGUAUGCAAAGAGUUCUGUCAGUAUUUUACUACAUACAUUUUAGCAAUUCGUUAUGGGGCUCCACAAUAAGGAUUUUUCCUUUCUGCGAGCCUGGUCUGGCCAGUAGUUGGGAUUGUACUUGGCCUUCCAAUAAUUUGUCUGUUUUUAGUAACAUUUUUAAGAAUGUGUGUCAGAAAUGUUUUU
Messenger RNA from Rhinichthys klamathensis goyatoka, 1665 nucleotides. It is a transcript of the gene mettl4, whose product is annotated as methyltransferase 4, N6-adenosine. Bases 12 to 1316 code for a protein of 434 amino acids. NCBI's taxonomy places the organism in Eukaryota, Metazoa, Chordata, Actinopteri, Cypriniformes, Leuciscidae. The transcript has 8 exons. Gene Ontology annotation, cellular component: RNA N6-methyladenosine methyltransferase complex; cytosol; nucleus. The record is from RefSeq and is a predicted model, not a curated record. Gene Ontology annotation, molecular function: site-specific DNA-methyltransferase (adenine-specific) activity; nucleic acid binding; RNA methyltransferase activity.